Musa acuminata AAA Group (dessert banana) is the source of this 841-nucleotide messenger RNA. RefSeq names its product transcription factor ILI3-like. Gene Ontology annotation, biological process: regulation of growth; regulation of DNA-templated transcription. The transcript is spliced from 2 exons. NCBI's taxonomy places the organism in Eukaryota, Viridiplantae, Streptophyta, Magnoliopsida, Zingiberales, Musaceae. Bases 314 to 577 code for a protein of 87 amino acids. Gene Ontology annotation, molecular function: protein dimerization activity. The record is from RefSeq and is a predicted model, not a curated record.
UUCCCUUGUUUCAACCAUUACGUAGAGAAAAGAAGAUGGGCCCCCUGAGCCUCCGUGGAACCAUGGGCCAUCACGAUGAGCAAAGUGGAGCCGUUGUAUCAGUAGUACUCAGGGAAGACAUGUGGCCCCUCAACUACAUACACUUAAUACACAUUGUUGCCUUUUAAAGACCCUUCCCCUAACCCUUCCUCCCUCUCAGUUCACUCCCCUUUCUUUUCUCCCUCCCCCUGUCCUGUGCCACUUCUUCCCUUAAGAGGAGAGAAAAAGAGGGGGGGGAAAAUAGACGAAGGUUAUAGCUGUAGCCACUAAAGUCAUGUCGAGCAGAGGUAGUAGCAGCAGGAUCACAGACGAGGAGAUCAACGAGCUCGUCUCCAAGCUCCAGUCCCUUCUGCCUGAGUCCCGCCGUAGGAACAUAGGCAGGGCAUCUGCGUCGAAGCUGCUCAAGGAGACAUGCAGCUACAUCAAGAGCUUGCACCGCGAUGUGGACGACCUGAGCGACCGUCUCUCCGCCCUAAUGGCCACAAUGGACGCCAACAGCCCUCAGGCCGAUAUCAUCAGGAGCCUCCUCAGGUCCUAGGAGCCAUGGUUAUGGAGUUCUGAGGGUGAUUUAUGGUGUUCAAGAGUGUGUGAGAGACGUAUUGUGUUGGCUAGUUCGCCCGUACCUCCUGCUUGAUGUUAUUGCUUCUGCUCUUCCCGGCCUCCAUUUUCCUCUCUCUACGUUUCUCCUGGUCUGGCUUGAGUUGUUUCUUUCAUGAUGAACAACCAACGAGGCCGGAGAAAAUAUCAUGUAUGAUAUUUUCCAUUACUAGCAAGCAAACAUGUCUCCACGGUUUCGCUUCUA